This is a messenger RNA of Penicillium malachiteum, 3039 nucleotides long. RefSeq lists its product as uncharacterized. The transcript has 2 exons. Bases 1 to 3039 code for a protein of 1012 amino acids. Gene Ontology annotation, biological process: DNA integration. Gene Ontology annotation, molecular function: nucleic acid binding. The record is from RefSeq and is a predicted model, not a curated record. NCBI's taxonomy places the organism in Eukaryota, Fungi, Ascomycota, Eurotiomycetes, Eurotiales, Aspergillaceae.
AUGACCUCCUACCUGAAAGCCAGGCAGGUCUGGGAUGUCGUGUCGGGCGACCUCCAGCGUCCUGACUGCUUACUCAAGUACGCCAAGCCUAUUACGGCAGACAUCCACCCCUUGGUGGAACCGCACCUCGCUGGGGCGGUGAGACAGCGCGCUAUUGAGGCGCGCCUCGAAGUGGAGGUCCAGGCGUUCGAGCGCCACCGUGAAUGGUCGCGCCGCGAAGCCGAGGCCUACCACAUCAUUUUCCGGUAUCUGUCACCCCAUAUUAGCAUUCAUGUCGCGGGACUUGAGACAUCUCGCGAUCUCUGGAAUGAACUUGAAGAACGGUACCGGCGAAUGGAACUUGCCACGUUCUGCGAGUUGUUUGCGCAGCUUCGUGAAACCACUGGCGAGCGCUGCGGCAGUGCCCGCGAAUUCGUCGAUCGAGUACGGUUGCUCGUACAUCGAUUGAAUGCUAUCGUGCCAGGAUCCAUUGGCGAUCGAACGCACAUUGCGAUCUUACUGACGCAGAUCGGACCGGAAUACAUUCUAGUUGUGGAUGCCAUCCAGAAUGACAAGGAUCCGGUGAAUCCGACCACGAUCGGAAACCGUCUGUCGAAUGCUGAGCAGACGGUUCGGAGAAAAGAAGCUCCAACACCCUUGCAGGCAGCAUCUGGCCCGUCCGUCAAUACGGUGCAGCAGACUGCCAAGAAAUGCAACUAUUGCAAGAAGCGCGGCCAUGUGGUCGCGCAGUGCUGGAAGAAACAGCGAGAAGCCCAGCCGUCCAGGGACCAUGCCCUGAAGGCUGAGAGGAGUGUUUCCGGCUCACCAAGAAGUCAUUUACAAAAGAUACCAUCAAGCCAGAUGGAAGAUCGGCAGGGCCCGCCGACUUCCAAGAGACCGAGGAUCAAUAUCGUGAGGGCCAGAGUGACGACUCUCUAUACCCACGCGCCGCAACCCCGGUGGAUCCUGGACUCGGCCGCCACCAGCCACAUCUGCUGGGACCGGAGCUGCUUCAGCAGUCUGCGGCCCCACCACCAGCUGUUGGACACGGCGGGCGAUCCAGUGCAAGCCGAAGGGAUUGGUACGGUGAAGCUCACGCUCCGGGGGAAGUUCAACCAGCCCCUGGUGUUGAAGAACGUGUACUUCGCGCCACGCGUCGGAAUGAACCUGAUCAGUGUGCCGAAGCUACUGCGUGACCGCUACUCGGUGGUGGCGCACCCGCAGAACGUCUUUGUGCAACGCCGAGGACGGACCGUGGGGACCGCCUACCAUGCGGAGGAGGAUCUGUUGAUCCUGCGGUGCCAUGUGAGCAAGAGAUCGCGAGAGCGAGUCCAACUGGCGAGGGCGCCGACGACCCAUGACCAUGCAGAUUCCCUGGAACCGCAGGCGGUGGCCAUGGACGUCGACGAGCCUCGGGAGUCAAGUGACGCAGAAUGCGCAGCGUCAACCUCUGAACUCGGUGGUGAAGCUGUGAUACUCGAAGCAGAUGUGUGCACAGGAGUGGACCAGGCCUCCGAAGCGUUGUGGCACGCUCGGAUGGGACAUCUGAACCGGGGCGACCUGAGGGUGGUCCUCCGGCAGACCGGCACUCCGUACCGACCGCUGACGCAGGCGCAGCUGCUGGCAACGCCGCAGUGCCCGGCGUGCAUGUCGGGUAAGCAGCAUCAGAAGAGGAACUCCCGCGCAAGACGGCCACGUCUGCAUUCAACGAGAAUUUUCGAAUUGAUCCAUUCGGACAUCAUGGCGAUGCCGAUGGCCAAAGAUGGCUCCAGGUACGUGAUCACCUUUACUGACGAUUAUUCUCGAGGCUCGUGGGCCUAUGCCAUGAGAUGGAAGCAUGAAGCGCUCCAGAAGUUCCAACAUUUUGAGGCCUGGGUGCACCGACAGUUCGGCGCCCAGAUCCGAAGAUUCCUCACCGAUAACGGGCGAGAAUAUCUGCCAAUUGGAACCCAUCUCGAAUCCCAGGGAGUUGAGUUCGAUACCUCGCCGCCAUACUGCAAAGGGCAGAAUGGGCUGGCCGAACGCACCAAUCGUACUAUCCGGGAGCGGAUCAACACGCUCCUGUCCGAUGCGAACCUUUCUCCUUCCUGGUGGAUCGAUCUUGUAGACACGGUAGUCUAUCUGAAGCUGCGCGCGCCGGCAUCAAUCUUAAAGAAAAAGACACCGUUUGAAAUACUAUAUGGGAAGUCGCCCUCGCUCUUGCAUCUGCGACGGAUCGGCUCCCGUGCAUGGGUCUUGAUCCCAAAAGAGCAUCGAGCCAAACUCGGACCGAGAUCAUCCGAGUGCCGACUGCUAGGCUAUUGUGAACCAAAUCAGUACAAGCUCUAUGAAAUCCAUUCUGGAAAGACAGUCUUUUCCCGUGAUGUCGAGUUCGAUGAGAGGACCCCGGUGGCGCCACUCAUCGAGGGGGAAACAGGCAACGACCUCCCGGACAACGCUCCUCCAUCACCUGUCUUUCCAUCCAAGCCAAGUUCAGCCAGCGGGCUGCCAACACCACCUGCAUCGCCAUUACCUCCGCCGAAUGAGCAAGAGAAAACGCCAUCUGAGCGUGACGAGGAGACACCUCCAGUGUUCGACUAUCAUGUCGACGGGUCCGUGUCCAUUCACCAACAUCAGUACAUCCAGAAGGUGCUCUCCGACUUUGGCAUGGAGAAUUGUCAGCCGAAGUCUACGCCGAUGAAUCCCAAGCAAAUCCUGAAUCAUCGUCCAGACGAGGAACCUCCGGACGAGGAAGCCAAAGCUCGUUAUGCGACCGCCAUCGGUUCGUUAAUGUAUCUCAUGGUUGGCACGCGACCGGACAUUGCAUUUGCGCUGGGCAUAUUGAGUCGCUUCACGUCUCAGCCGCAAUCACACCACCAAGUCGCUCUGCAGCGAUUGCUUCGUUACAUCAAAGCCACGCAAUCUCAUCGCAUUACCUACCGCAGUGGGCAGCUGAUCGGGUAUACGGAUGCCGACUUUGGUGGCUCCGUCGUCACUGACGGUGCAUACUCGACAUCUGGCUAUGUAUUCCAGCUUGCAGGUGCGCCAGUUUCCUGGUCGUCCAAGAGACAGGGGAAGUAG